GAGAAGCUGUGGCUGCCCCUGGAUCCCUGGAAGUGUCCAAGGCCAGGCUGGAGCACCCUGGGAUAACAGAAGGUUUCCCUGCCCAUGGCAGGGGGUGGAAUGGGACGAUCUUUAAGGUCCCUCCCAACCCAAACUGUUCUGGAAUUCUGUGGUGUAGCAGGUGACAGGGUUGGGUUUGGUGUAAGGAAGAAGAGAAGGACUUUGUAGGGGGAAAAAGGAAAAGGAAAGGCUGGAAAUCCUUUCCAGGAUGGAGAAGUUCUGGCCUGGGGUAAGGAAGUAGCUGGAGAGGAUUGGGAUUGGCACUGGAGAGGAGAAGGAAGGGGGUCAUGGAGGAAACAGGGGGGUCACCCCUGAGCUCUUUGUGUCUUGUAGCUUCUUGUGGAGAAUCCCAGAGUUCAAAACCUGAUGGAAGUGUGUCCUGGUUAAAAAAAAAAAAGGGGAAGAUACAGUUGUUAGGCCUUGGAAACAUCCUUACUGAGGGUUGUUGGGAUCCCAGGAGCUUCCAACUCCUCCAUUUCCCAGAUGGUAGAUUGGGAAUAAAAAAAUUGGGCAUGAAAACUCCAGCCAGGAGGGAGGAGAGAAAAGAGAUAAAAUAGGAGAUAAAAAUAAACCCCAAACCCCAUAAAAUACAGGAUUGUGUGCAGGAAUGUUGUGCAGAUCAUUCCCAAGGGUGGGAGAGAAGAAUCCAGGACUGGAAUUUUGGUGGAAACCUUGCAAAGGGAAGGUGGCAGCAGCUCCUUGUCCUGGUGCUUGGAGCAUCUCCUGGGAUAAUUAGUAACCCUCCCAAUUAAUUGGGGAGCUCACACGAGUUUCUCCCGGCGCUGAGAGCGUUUCCCUCGGGGAGGGGGAUCAUCCCAGCGAGCUGAUGAACGAGGACAUCCGUAUCCACAGCUGGCCUUGCUCCUACUACCUGGACAGCGGGAAGCAAUGGGUGUCUGGGAGGCUCUCCCUGACUCCCGUCGGGAUCAAAUUCACAGCUGACAAGACGGGCGAGCUCUUGGUCGACUUCCCCCUGUCCGGCAUCAGCGAGAUCAAGAAGGAAUCUUCCAACCUGAUCUUCAGCUCCCUCACCAUCCUGGAGAAGAGCACCAAGCACUGGUUCAGCUCCCUGCAGCCCAGCAGGAAUGUGGUGUUCAACGUCCUGGAGCACUUCUGGAGGGAGCAGCUGCUGGAGAGCCGAGGGGCGGGAGCGGUGGGAGCGGCCGGGAGGAGCAGCAAGGGCAAGGAGCUGACCGGAAUGUUGGCAGGAUCCCAGAAACGCCUGGAGGACACGGCCAAGGUGCUGCACUACCAGGGGGAGCAGUUUGACAACAUCAUCAAGGGGCUGGACAAGAUCGAGGGGGACAUGGAUGUGGCCGACAGGUUGUUGACCGAGCUGGAAUCUCCUUCCUGGUGGCCCUUCAGCGGCAAACUCUGGAAAACCCCUCUGGAAUCCAAACCCAAGGAAGCGGCCGCGCCUGCCGAGCCCAAGAGCCAGGAAGGAAUCAUCCUGAGAAUCCCAGUCAUCGUCACCCACAGGACAGACUCCAAUGCCAAGCCUGGAAAACUCACCCUCUUUUCCUCUGGCCUGGAGAUCAGUGACUGCAGCGGGCAGGUGAUGCACAGGUUCGAGGGCAGGGACGUGGACGAGGUCCGGGUGCACUCGCCCUACGAGAUCAGCGUCCGCCAGAGGUUCAUCGGGAAACCCGACACGGCCUACAGGCUCCUGUCAGCCAGGAUGCCCCAGGCCAUUCCCGUCCUGGAGGUGCAGUUCAGCAGGAAGAUGCAGUUCCUAGAGGAUGCCCUGGGCUUUGCUGGAGCCGGGAAGUCUCCUCAGGGGGAUUUGGGCACCUCCAUCUGGCAGGCAGCCACAGGACUGCUGGCAGGGGUGGUGCAGCCUGGAUCUCCUGCAGGGAGCAGGGAAGGGACGGACAACGAGCAGGUUCAGCUGCAGCAGCACGAGAAGGUGUCCCAGGAAGAGGCCAAAGAGCUCAGACAGAUCCUGAAGAAGCUGAAGGGCCUUGCCCUGGAGACUGAGGCUGAGCUGGAGAGGCAGGACGAGGCCCUGGAUUCCAUCAGCAGCUCCGUGGACAGGGCCACGCUGACCAUCGACAAGCAGAACCGCCGCAUGAAGAGGCUCACGUAGCCCUGGGAAUGGGAGUGGGAACGGGAAUGGGAGCAGCAGGGAGCUGGAUUCACCCCCCCACUGUUCCUCCACGGACACUUGGGCUGCCCUGGGAGGUGUUUGGGACGUCCUCACUGGAAUUCUGGGCUGCUGGUGUGGAGUUCCUGAGGGUCUGGAGUUCCUGAGGGUCUGGAGUUCCUGAGAGUUUGCCUUUCCUGAGGGUUUGCCUUUCCUGAGGGUCUGGGAAGUGUUUCCAGGUGUUUUAGGAUGAAAAAAAAAGGUGAAAACUUGUAAAUAAAACCCCCGAGAGUGGAUCCUCCACUGCAGCAAAGGUGUAAAUACCACUGGAUGUGACCAGACCUGACUCAUCUUGGAUGUGCUUUUUUUUAUUUAUUUUGCUGCUUCUGAGGGUGGUUUUUGUUGGUUUUUUUUGGAGGGGGUAUUUUUUAGUGAAAGGAGCUGCUUUUGACACUUGAUUGAAAUUAUUACAACCAAUUAAUUCCCUCCCAAGGUCUUUUGAAACACUUAAUAUCUGAAUUAAAGCCCAAAUACCCAACUGGAGCUCACUGGGGCUCUUUUUUGGGGGGUUAAUGCUCAGGUGAGCAAAUGAUGGGGAUAAAACCUCAGGUUCCCUCAGCAAACAGCUUUAAUUCUGCUUUUAAUGCACCCAGAAAUUAAUUUAUAAGGGUGCUGAAGACUUUGGGGGAACAUUUGAUGGUCCUGCUACAUUAUUAUUUACUUUUCUUUAUUUAUUUAUUUGCACUAAGUGGUGAUGAAACAUUUCAGGAGUUCUCAUUGUUUCAACUUUUAUUCCUAAAAUCAAAGGGACAAAUGACAAAGUGGUGUCUGUUGGAGUUUCCAGGUGGGAAUGUAGGACAGGACAGACCUUUUUACCCCCUCCUAAAUCAUAUACUUAUAGGAGAGAUUCCAGGUAAUCCAUGGAAAACUCCCAUUUCAUCAAUUCCCACUUGAUUUCCCCUCUUUACCAGUUAUUUAAUUCAAAGUAUUUGUUGCAAUAUAUCCUUUUUUUUUUUUUAAUAAAGUGUUUUUAUUUUUUUAAAUUAAAUUAUUCCGGGGUUGCUUUAAAUCCAACACUUUCAGUGCAAUAUUUAUAACUUCAAACUGUCUCUUGCACCUUCAUUUUCCUUUUUUUUUUUUUUUUUUUCCAGCCUGAACCUGAAAGAUAAAUCCAGGAAAUCCCAGAGAGGAUUUCCAGGAGGUUUUCCAGAGGUUUUCCAGCUUUUACUCUCCCUUGGUUUGUAUCCCUCCAGUGAUUUUCCAGUCCUGGUUGUUCCUGGCAUGCACUUUGAUGCUGAAUGUGGUGAUUCUUCCUCUAUAAAUAAGCGAUUUACUCUGAAUUAAAUUCAUGUUUGGGGUGUUCCUGUUGUUUCCUCCCCCCAAAUCACUGUUGUUUUACUGGGAAACCGAGACAAGGUUUAGACAAGGAAUUAUUCCCUGGAUUAUUCCCUGGAUUUCUGAGUGUGUUUCGUGUGGGAACUGACCCUGGUGCUGCCUGGGGUGGAACCUCUGAGCUGAAUUUUUCCCAUCAGCAUUCCCAAAAUUCCAUAUUCCUUAUUUCAGCCUUUAAUUUUGCCUUUUUUUUGGUGCCAUAUUUUGAAUUGUUGUGGUUUCAGCACCAGCUGAGUUCCAUCUCCCUGAGCAUCCCGUGGGUUGUUGUUAUUCCAGGGUGUCCAAACCCAUGGAAUAUUCCUGGUGGGAAGUGCCCCAUCCCAGAGCUGUACAUUUGCUGAAUUCCAUGUUCCACCUGUAAUUCCUGCCCAUUAAAUCUCUUGGAAAUCUU
Molecule: messenger RNA, 3905 nt
Organism: Myiozetetes cayanensis
Lineage: Eukaryota; Metazoa; Chordata; Aves; Passeriformes; Tyrannidae
Gene: SNAP47
Product: synaptosome associated protein 47
Exons: 5
Coding region: 866-2125 (419 amino acids)
Biological process (GO): synaptic vesicle priming; synaptic vesicle fusion to presynaptic active zone membrane; exocytosis
Cellular component (GO): plasma membrane; SNARE complex
Molecular function (GO): syntaxin binding; SNAP receptor activity
Source: RefSeq, a predicted model, not a curated record